AUGGCUCUCCACAAAGCAUCUCGGACCUCUGUUAAAAAAUUAAUAAAGAAAAUUGAGCAUCUCUAUGAAGUUAUUGCGAGGAAAGAAUUAUUCUAAGCUGCAAUGAUUCAUGAACUCCGAUAACCAUUAAAUUCAGUCAUUGGAGGAGUCGAACUUCUAAGUAAUAGCAAAUGCUUAUCAAUAGAUGAUAAGAAGAAUGUACAGAUAGCCUAGUAUUCGGCUAAUAUUUUAAUGAAUCUUAUUGGUAACAUUCUAGAUAUAGCUAAGUUUGAAGCAAAUAAAGUAGAACUUGAUCUUCAAUACACACUCAUCAAGUAAACAUUCAAGUCAAUCAUAGAACUUGUGGAAUUUAAAUCCAAUGAGAAAAAACUUUAGCUUUAGUAUUAUUUUGCUCCCGAAGUCCCAGACUACGUGUAUUUAGAUAACCCAAGAUUCACUCAAAUAAUACUGAACUUAAUUUCAAAUGCUGUUAAAUUCACUUAAAAGGGCUUCGUGAGAGUGAUAGUUAAUUUCAUACCAGAGCUAAACAAUGAGGAUUAAAACAAUAAGAACUUAGUAAAGAGAAACUCUGCUCCGGAAAAUUUCCAUGAGUUUAAAAACGAGUUACUCAAUAUCACAUCUCAUGAAAGUGAAAAUAGCUCAGAUUUGAAGUAUUUAUCAGGAGCAUAAAAUAAAAAGUUUUCUAUUAAGAGAUCUUUAAUGCAAAUACCUAAUCAGUAUUUUUAGGAUUUUUAAUCUAGUAAUGAAAGAUCUAAUAGUCUAAAUUUUAUCUCUAGUCAGAGAUAGAGAGAAUAGCAAUUGUCGAAUGAAAAGUAACUUCUAGAUUCUUUUGAUCAAAACCAAUUAGGAAGAGGAAUAAAUAAUGAAGAAGAAUAAAGAAUUAUUAGAUCAGUGCAGCAAAAUAUGUAAAGAUCUUAAUCAAAUUCAAAGCACAUGCUGUAAAAGAGUUAAUCAAAUCACUAAGCUAUGAGGAACUGCAGAUGCACUGACAUUAAUGGAGAUCCAGAUGGCUAUGACCUCUGCCAUGCUUAAUUUGAAACUUUCAACAGAGCAAAAAGUUAAAAUUUAUUUUCAAGACGAGGGGAGAGUCUCUUGAAAUAAAUUACUCUUGGAUUAUAGAAAGGAGGUUAGGAAAAUAGGAUUUAACUUGACAAUUCAGUUACACCUUAAAUAGACAAUGCAAAUGAAAUUGAUAGAGAAAGACUACUACCUUCACAACAAAAUGAUAUAUUAGCUAGGUAAAACACAAACGAAUAAUUUUUGGAUGAUGAUAUUGAUGAGAAUGUUGAUAUUAGAUGCUGUGGACUUGAAGCUUGGGGAAGUAAUAACCCAGUGUCUUUCUUUAGAUACCAUAAAGCUCCGCCCUUAAGAAAUAUAUUGAUAUAAAACAUCUAAUUGUCAAAUCAAUAAACACCCUCAAGUUCCUUGAAUCCUAAUAGAUAGCGAAUAGUUGAUGAAAACUUCGAAGAAAUUAAAUAAAUUCCUCUUGAUUAGAAUGAUAGAGAAAAUGAAUUUAGAAUAAAUUUAGAGUAUGAAAUUGAAGCCAAUUGUAAUUUUAGAUUGGCCAAUAGGUCUAGAGAUUUGGCUUAAAAUAAAAGGUAAACUAGUAGUAUUAUGAGAAUAGAGUAAAAUAAUGAUGAAAUAAUCAAGCAACAUGUAUCACCUUCAAACUAAUAAGAUACCAUCAAAAUUUUAAAUAACAACAUAAAUAGUCAAUAGUAAGUUUAGGGAGGAUAGUAAUAGAAUAACUUUAUUAAUUAAAACUAGGAAAGAGAACGAGAAGAAGAAAUAAAGAUAUAAGAGGAAUUUACUCUAAGCGGGAAAAUAGCAAAUAUGAAAUAAGCAAAUACUAAUAGAGCAAGACCUCAUUCAGAUAUAAAUAUUGAGAGAUAACCCAAUAGAGAUAUUCGAUCAUAAGUUUAAAAUAAAAGUGAUAACUUUCACCAGAUUAAAAUUCAGUCUGAUCCGUUUAAUCUUUGCCCAGAUAUAGUCAACAAUUAAUCAUCAUAAACUAUGAGAAGAGUGCCUAGUGACGCUCCAUCGAUUAUAAGUGACCCAAAAAUAAUCAGUAAAUCGAUUAAGUACGGCUAUUUAUAAAUAACUAUUUAAGAUACAGGUAUUGGUAUUGACGAUGAUGAACAGAAGAAGCUAUUUAAUCCGUUUUAGUAGGCAAAUAACAGCAUUCGCAAAAAAUUCGGAGGGACAGGUCUUGGACUGUGGAUUACCAAGAAAUUAUUAAAUUUUAUGAGGGGCAAGAUAAAUCUGAAGAGCAUUCCAGGUGUGGGAACUACUUUCUAAAUUUGUAUUCCAGUUCAGGGUGUAAGCUACGAUCAUAACAUCGAAUUAAGUCCUGUCAACAACAAUCAAACUUAGCUGGAGACUAAUCUUCUUAAGAUAAGUGCUUUGAUUCUGAUUCAAGAUGAAUUUAACAAGGAAAUCUUAAGGAAAUUUCUGUUUAAAUUGCAAUGCCCUCAUAUAUUUUCCUCUGACUAUGAUGAAUUCAUUAGAAAACUCUAAUAUGUUCAAAAAUUUAAUGUCUGUAUUGUUGACGCUGACCAAUUUUAUCUUACUUAGCUAGAGACAAUAAAGCAAAUCAAGCAAUGCAAAAAAGAAAUAGAAUUUAGGACUUAAAAAACUCUAACUAUGCUAGUACUUACUAAUCUAGACAUUAAUUAAAGACAAAGAAAUAAAUUCUUAUAAGAUAGAGUAAUUAUCAUGAAGAAGCCAGUCAAGUAGAACACCUUAAAAAAUAUCUUAUAAGAGAUUUAAAAUCGUGAAAGAUCACUUUUGCCUCACUUGAUAAUGAAAUAGCAAAAUAAAGUUAAAGAUAUGAGGCUGAGACACAGAAAAAAUACGGAAUAUAUGUCACAAAAGAAAUUUGACAGUUUAAAGGCACGUGAUCUCUUAACUCCUGAAUUCUUAUUCAGAGAGAAGCACAAUUCAUAAGUGCUAGAGUAGGUUAGCAAUAAAAAUUUUUUAGAUAGAGAAAUCAGUAUAUGUACUCCGAAUUUCAAUAAAAAAGCAGGAGGCACUAGAUAUAUAGAAUCAGGUGGACAUGAUUCCGGUUUACUGAUGAUUGAGAGUAGAGAAUUCAGAUCACACUUCAUUCCAGAAAAUUCAGAUGCAAAUUUAGGCAAUUCUUAAUCAAUGACACCUGGAAAAUUUACAGAUGGGGAAACUACAUUUUAAAACAAUCAUAAUGAAAGCUUGAAGAAUAAUGAAGGGAUGAACUACCUAAAGCCUCUUGCUUAUUAGUUCAGAUAGCAAAACUAAUUCUUAUUCAAAACUAUUAAAGAAGAGAGUAGUUCACAGGGAUACAUUAAAAAUGAUACUUUUAAUUAGCGAACCAUUAUAAUUGCUGAUGAUGGCGAUACAAACAGGAUCAUAUUUUCGUAAAUAUUAAAUCAUAUACCCCUAGUUUCAGAAAAUAACAUUACGAUUAUCACUGUUGAGAAUGGAUAAGAGGCUCUUGAUAGAUAUAAAAUUUAAUCAUCAUCUAUACAGUUGAUUCUUAUGGAUUUACAUAUGCCUGUAAUGGAAGGUGUAGAAUCAGCCUCGCUGAUAAGAGAAUUUGAAAAUUAAAAUAAUAUAGAGCCAAGAGUGUAUAUUCUAGGAGUUACAGGAGAAAAUAUAGAUAUGAAAUUCAAGAGAAACUACUCGUAUGAGUAAUGUGGUAUCAAUGAAUUUUUGACUAAGCCACUCCAUAUAUGUUAACUCGAGCCGAUUAUUAACAAAAUAUAUGGAAGCUCUGAUAUUUGA
Messenger RNA from Stylonychia lemnae, 3759 nucleotides. The record is from the annotation of a GenBank genome assembly. NCBI's taxonomy places the organism in Eukaryota, Ciliophora, Spirotrichea, Sporadotrichida, Oxytrichidae.